CACCACAAGGCGGGAGGUUUAGAGCGGUGGGUGAAAAGGAGAAUAUCACAUCGUUGUGUCUACAAAGCGUACUAUGGAUAUGAAACUCGGAUUACUACAAUUUGAAAAUCGGCCGACUGAGAUAGAAGCACUAGCUCAGAGAAGGAAAGUUUUAAAGAACAACACAGGCCCUCCAGAGCGUCGCAGCACAAUCAGCACAAGUACAAUGCUGCCUAACAACUUCAACAACCUGCGCAUGCGAAAUCUAUCUGGCGGCAGUAGCGGUAGCGCCACCAGUGGCAGCAGCUCCAACUCAGCAGAUCAGUAUUCACAGAUGUUCCUGUCAGAGCUCCCAUUCAACAGUGGUUCCUCUACCGUCCCUGCCAUUCGCAAUGCCGGCAGCAACUGCAGUUCCAGUUUGUCUCACAAGAAGCUUGACCGUAGCUGGAGUGAUAAUGACAAUGAUCGCAACGGUUCACAUCGUUCAGUGAACUCGAGCAGGUACAAAACAGAACUGUGCAGGCCAUUUGAGGAGAGCGGCUCCUGUAAAUACGGUGAUAAGUGCCAGUUUGCCCACGGUUACCACGAACUGAGGAAUCUUGCCAGGCACCCAAAGUACAAGACCGAACUCUGCCGUACUUUCCACACAGUUGGUUUUUGUCCAUAUGGUCCCAGGUGUCAUUUCAUCCAUGAGGAGGAAACAAAGCCAGGUGAUGCCUCUCCUAAACUUGCCAGGUCUGGAAGUGUCCAGUCAUCCAGUGGUAGCAGCAGCCCAUCCUUAAGUCCUUCUGGUAGCGACGACAGUGUGUUCAACUACCAACAGGACACCAGCCCCCCUAUGACGAUUGUGAGCGUUGACAACCGUCAUUUCAACCCCCUCACUGUCAACACAAACAGCAACAACAGCAGCAAUUUUGAUCUUCAAGCUUUGAGCAAGCAGUUCAGCCAGAUUAAUAUGAAUCGCAACAACUGCAUGGAUGUAUUCACCACCAACAACAACAAAGAGCCCAAGAUCAUAGGUUCGGAGGAGCACGACAUCUUCAGUGAGAUUACAGUCUUCAGCGCAGAAGAGCUCGACAACGCCCCCAAGCCUACAACCUCAUGUGCCAUUCAGUCUAUGAGAUUGGACAACUAUCCUACACUAGUGGAUAGCCCAUCUUUCUGGCAGGACAGCCUGUUCUCUCAGUUUAGGCCUGUGGAUGCAUUCCACCAUUCACCAACAGGUUCUGAUGGUAGCAGUAGCAGCAGCAGCGGAAGUGAGUGUGGUGGCAGCACAGAAAGCCUAAUCAAUUCAUUCACAGAGUGGAGGUGCUCUGUUGCGAUUGGGCAGUAUUGAACUUUUUAAAAGACGUACGAGAGGUUUUUAAAAAUUUUGUAUAUUGUUUAUUAUGUGCUUGAAUGUGUUUGUAUGUUAAUUUAUGCAGCAGUGUGUGAGGGGAGGGGGACUACCUGUACAUAAUUUUGUGAUGGUUGUUUUGUGUGAAAGGAAUUUGCGCUGUGACUUCAAUACAUAGCAACCUUUGGACUUAUGUGAUGUAACUGUGUUUUUUCUCUUAAGAUUUUUAAUUAUGGAAAUAAUGAGUGAAUGGCAUUUUACAUUUUUGAAGAUACAUAUUUUUGAUACGAAAAUUUGCAAUAAAUGUGUAUUUUUCUCCUGAAAUGUUGAUGCCUAAAUUGGGUGUAGAUCUGAGUGCAUGCCCUUCAGUUUGUGAUGUUUUUUUUUUUUUUCAACAAUUGAAUCAUUUUAUGGCAUUUAACCAAUGUGAAAAACUCCACAAUAGUGUUCAUACUUAACAUUUAACAUUAAAAAAACAAUUUUUUAAAUCUUGAAAAAAAAAAUAGAUGCAGAUCAUCCAUGCACAGCAGUACUUUAAAAAAAUAUUUAGCACCAUCAGUAUAUUUUUGUCUGCAAAACUCAUUACAAGCUGUCAAAAAACAUAAGGGGUGUAUUAUGCAUAAUUAUGAAUCUGUUCAAAAUAUUGCCCUCAGAUUGUAAAUUCAUACAUUAAUUUAUUUUUGCCAUUGCUAAUUGCAUUAUGGCGACCAGCAAAGUAUUUUAUCAGGAAUAUGUGUGUAAAGCUUAACUUAUAAAGAGAAGAUUGAUGGCCCAUUUGUUUACCAGGCCUGGGGAUUGUAUAGUUCAGCCCACAGCUGAAUCUAGUUCAAGGUUAAACAUAACAUACUAGGGGAGACAAGUCAGGCAGGUGUUGUCUCAGGGCUUACUUGAUAUGGUAAAUGAAGAAAAAAAAACAUAAUUUUCACAAGUAUUUCAAUACAAAUUUUUUUUUUAAUUACACUUAAAUUGUCAAUUUCAUAUUUUUACUAAAAGUUUAAUUAUCUGUGAAAUGUGAAUCUGAUGUAUUUAAUUUAUUGCUAUAUUAGAUACCCUUGGUGCUUUCAUUGUUAACUCUUGAUAAUUGAAAUCACUGAAGUUGGGUAAUUUUUCACUUGCGGACCAAUUAUUUUCCCCAAAAAAACAUUUUGUGGUUGACCAUUGACUUAUUCCAGGUCGUUCAUUCAAGUAUUAUCACUUUCACACUGUGCUGCAUGUAUAAUGGAUGUUCACCAGAGUUGUGUGUCCUGUCUAUUUCUAAGCCUGAUUUCGAUGGAAUCUUUAGCGGGAAUUCAGUUUUCCCCCCGAUGGUGCCUUUCCGAAAGAUGCCUUAGUGGUGUUUUUUUACAUGCGAAUUAUUUUGCAUGUUUUUUGUGUUUGAUGAGUGGAUGUGUAAAAUAAAAUCUAUUUGAAUAAUUACUGGUUCCCCCUCCCAUUUCUCAUGAAAAUUUACAUUGUCAUUAUUAUGCUAUGCACUUAAAAGAUUUCUAUUGAUUUUAGUUAUUUUGUAGCUGAUUAACUUCAAUCAACUUUAUGUUGAACAUUGAAUUAAUUUUUGUUUAGAUGGCUGAUGUAUAAUACAGAAAAAACUGUUACCAAAAGUAUCUGUAAUCUAUUAAUCAUAUCUUUAUUUAUAAUUUUUCUGUGGUUUGAUUCCUUGCUUUAGCACAAUUAUUGUAUUUAAAAAAAUAAUAAUUUGUUUUUGAAACAAAAAUUACUUUAAAAAUAUUUUAAAGAAAUGUCAUGUCUUAUUUAUAGAUUAUUUAUUUCACUUUUUUGUUUUUACUUUUAAGUUAUACUCCCCCCCUCCAGUGUAUUUUGUGUGACACUAUUUAUAGGUUUUAUUUGCAAAAUCAUUGUAACAAGCUUAUUUUAUCUUCUCACUUGUACAGUUAUAAUUUAUUAAAACAUUUCAAAAUUUUAAGUAAUUUUGAGAACAAAGUAUGUUCGCUUGAAUUUUUACAGCUAGUGGUUCUGAAAAUCUUUCUCACACUGUGACCUUGGAUUAAUUAGUCUGAAGGCAGCUAUUUUUUUCCCCCUUCACUCAUAUCUUUUAAUCCCCUUGAGUUAAAUUCUGUAAGUGUUCAUUGUUACAUUUUUAAUUAAUUUGUUCAGUUUUUAAGUUUUUAAAUCUUAAGCAAGCAGCUAUUUUUUUCCUUUUGAUUCAUAUUGUCUUUAUCCUGUCCCCUUCUGUAAUUUUAGUGACACGCAUGAGCUACAUAAAGUCUUUACUUUUAGCUUUUUCAACCUUUUUAAGAAUGAAUUUUUCUCACCGGGAUCAUUUUACCAACAAAUUUGUUAGGACUAGUUUCUUUUCCUUUACUAUAUUUUUUCUCUCUUCUAAAUAAUGUCCUUGGCACAAACUCAAAAUCAAUUCUUUGCAUUCUGCACUAGACUUAACAGAUAAGUUUCCCCCCCCCAUUUGCCAUUUAAGUAGGUCAGUAGGUCAUCAACAGCUAAGUUAGGGGCUGAUUACUCUGCUCCUACAGUCCCUUACCUAUUCAGUUUGUGUUUUAUAUUUGGCAUUUAUCUUAUCACAACACAUUUUACUACCUUCCACACACAUGUGUUGCAGUUAAUAUUCAUAACUUUGGCAUUUUGCAACAUUAAACUUUUUUUUUUUUAACCAUAGACAUUUAACAUUAUUUAUUCUGGUAGCUUCUAGACUGGACAACAUCCAUAUUUCAUGUGUACAAUAACCAUUGAUGUAUUUAAUUUUUUAAUAUUGCUUUUAGACAGAAAAAAAUACAUUUUAACAAAUACAAGACAUUUGAUUUGAUCAAUUUUAUGUUAAAGCUAAAUAUAGAGCAAUUCACACAGGCUUAUUCUUGUGUCAAAGGUUUUGAUAUUUUUAACUGAAAUUUUUUUUUACUAAAAAAUUAAGGGGACAUUAGUGGAAAGGGUGGGGCUGUAAUGACCUUUGACACAUGUAUGGCCAUGGUUUCCUUGUGAUGCAGGUCAGCACUUAGUUUUUCUAUUUUCUUCUCCUCUGGAGUCCAAUUUUCAUUGUAUAGGUGUUUUUCUCUCCAUCUUCUAGAUUCUAUAACUUAUUGAUUAAAUUUUUAUACUUGUAUUGUAUAUCAUGAUUUUUUUUUUUUGUCUUGUGUUCUUGUGCAAGGGGUCCAGGAAAUAUUGUCUUUCUUUCUGUGCAGCCUUGUCGAAUUUGUGCAGUACAUUUUGUACACCAAUACAGAACUUCAUUUGAAGUUUUUUAACACAAUCAUAUUUUUUUUUGUUUUUAAGUUUUGCGUGCAAGGUAUGAGAGAUGUGUGCAUGAUGGUGAAUGUAGUGGUUGUUCGAGCUCUGGAUUCCUUCUGAAACCAUCAAAUGAUAUAUUAUUAUUAUUACACACAUGUGCACAAUGGACCUCUUGAGAUUUUAACUGGCAUAGAGAUUUUUAUUAUUAACCAAAGCAGCAAUUUAAAAAAAAUACUUGUGUACUCUGUGUUUUUGCCAUGUACUAAUAAAAUUGCAAUAUUUUGUGAAAUUACA
Molecule: messenger RNA, 4804 nt
Organism: Physella acuta
Lineage: Eukaryota; Metazoa; Mollusca; Gastropoda; Physidae
Product: mRNA decay activator protein ZFP36L3
Molecular function (GO): mRNA binding; metal ion binding
Source: RefSeq, a predicted model, not a curated record